CCCCACUCUCUCUCUCUCUCUCUCUGUCUCUCUCUCUCUAGCGAUGUCGAGGGUUCUACAAUGGAGCAGGCUCCGCGAUGCGGCGGCGCGCGCCGCCUCUGUCGCGGGGCGCCGCCGCGAGAUCUACCGCUCGGAGCGGUACAAAUGCGAGGGGGGCGGCGGCGGCGGCGGCGGCGGAGGCGGCGGUGGUGGGGAUCCUUCUUGGCGGAUCCGAGCCGAGGCCAAUUGUCCCCGGUGCUCGAACCACAUGGAGCUCCUCUUCUCCACCCGCCCCCUUCCUCCGGUGGCGCCGGCGCCGGCUCAGCCUCUGCCGCCGCACGACGGCGCAUCCGGUGGGGACGGAUCCGGCGGAUACAAAGCCGUCAACCUUUGCCCUAGCUGCCGCUCCGCAUUCCUCUUCCGACCCCACAAGCUCGUCCCCCUCCAGGGGAGCUUCGUCGAGAUCGGGCGCAUCCGAUCCGAUCAGGGUGUAGCUGGAUCGGAGGAGGAGAUCGGGGAUCGGAUCCGCGCCUCGUUCUUAGAGGCGAUGAGGUUGUCGGGGGGCGUAGGGCAAUUGGAGGAUCGGCCGCCGCCAAUGCCGGGCCCGAUGAUGCCGCCUCCGCCACCACCUGGCGGGAAUGAGGUUGCGGUGCAUACGCUGCCACCGCUGACCGCAGCGCAGGUGAAGGGGAGGGGAAGGGGGAUGGAGAAGGAAGGGGGAGGGGGAUCGGCGGAUCGGGGGAGGUCAGGGCGGAAGGAGUGGUGGGGUGGGGCGAAUUUGGGGAAGGAUCUGCCGACGCCCAAGGAGAUCUGUAAGGGGCUCGAUAGAUUUGUGAUCGGGCAGGAGAGAGCUAAAAAGGUGCUUUCAGUGGCUGUUCACAACCAUUACAAGAGAAUUUAUCAUGCAUCCUUGCAGAGAGGAUCCUCAGCCGAUGCAGGGAACCCUGAGAUUGCAACGGAUGAUUCUGAUAACAUAGAGCUAGAGAAAAGCAAUGUGCUCUUGAUGGGGCCGACUGGCUCAGGGAAAACAUUGCUUGCAAAAACAUUAGCCCGCCUUCUGAAUGUGCCAUUCGUUAUUGCUGAUGCGACGACCCUAACCCAGGCUGGUUAUGUUGGAGAAGAUGUUGAAUCAAUAUUGCACAAGUUGCUUAUGGUUGCCGAUUUCAAUGUGCAAGCAGCUCAGCACGGAAUUGUGUACAUUGACGAAGUUGAUAAGAUAACUAAGAAGGCUGAGAGUCUUAAUAUCAGUAGAGAUGUAUCUGGUGAAGGUGUUCAACAAGCAUUAUUGAAGAUGCUAGAAGGAACUAUAGUUACUGUUCCAGAGAAGGGAGCUCGAAAACAUUCUCGUGGUGACAGCAUACAGAUAAAUACAAAAGAUAUUCUUUUCAUAUGCGGUGGUGCUUUUGUUGAUUUGGAGAAAUGUAUUUCAGAAAGACGGCAAGAUUCUUCAAUAGGAUUUGGAGCACCUGUCCGCGCGAACAUGAGAAAUGGUGGGUUGACCAAUGCCCUAGUGACUUCAUCCUUACUAGAAUCAGUGGAAAGUGGCGAUCUCAUAUCGUAUGGUCUAAUUCCAGAAUUUGUCGGACGAUUUCCCAUACUUGUUUCCUUGUCCAUGUUGAAUGAAGAUCAGCUUGUUCAGGUUCUUACAGAGCCAAAGAAUGCUCUUUGCAAGCAAUACAAGAAAAUGUUUAGCAUGAACAAGGUUAAGCUCCAUUUUAUCAACACCGCACUUCGGAUGGUUGCAAUGAAAGCAACGGCCAAAAACACUGGUGCACGAGGUUUAAGGGCUAUUUUGGAAAGUGUUCUUAUGGAGGCCAUGUAUGAGAUACCGGAUGUAAAGACCGGAAAUGAGCGAGUAGAUGCAGUUGUCGUGGAUGAGGAAGCCAUUGGAUCCAUUGAGAGACCAGGGUGCGGAGCUAAAAUUCUCCGAGGAGACGGCGCAUUUAACCAAUACUUACUGGAAAAUAAAGAAAAGAAUUUUACGGGUAAAGAUCACAUCUCUGAGGUCGUGGAAGCCGAAGAAGCAUACCUUAUGUCGAGAACGAUUAGUUUGUGAUUCUUCGACCACUUUUAACUAACAUGUAACAUGUUAAUCUUCUUCCAGAUCCCCAACUUAUACACACAUUUUGAUUGUUUUCAUAUUUAUUUCGGUGAAUUAAUCCAAUUCAAUUGUUUGUAUGAUUUGUAACAAGCAGGAGUUGCACUUCAAUCAAGCAACUUCCCUGCUAAUUUUAAUAAAUGGCUCUUUUUUUUUUUCUUGA
Molecule: messenger RNA, 2240 nt
Organism: Ananas comosus (pineapple)
Lineage: Eukaryota; Viridiplantae; Streptophyta; Magnoliopsida; Poales; Bromeliaceae
Product: CLP protease regulatory subunit CLPX1, mitochondrial-like
Exons: 15
Coding region: 44-2035 (663 amino acids)
Biological process (GO): protein catabolic process; protein folding; proteolysis
Cellular component (GO): mitochondrial matrix
Molecular function (GO): ATP binding; ATP hydrolysis activity; ATP-dependent protein folding chaperone
Source: RefSeq, a predicted model, not a curated record